UAUAGGCGGUCUUCUUCAAGUGGUACAUCUCCCAGUUCUGAACAAUUAGCAGCUGAUAAACGAAUCUGUUAGCGUAUCUUUCACUCUUCAUUGGUGAACGAGGAUUCGUGGUACUAGAGCGUGUGAUAGUGGACGGGACUUUUAUUAUCUUAACAGAACACAAUCACAGUGUGUGGAAUACCUAACUGCAGCAUCGAAAGCUUGUGCUCUGUUCUGCAACUUUAAAGCACGACAGCAAGAAGCCUACGAGUAUUAAAGGUUUUACUAGAGCCCAUAAAGAUGAAUGCCGCUCCUUCUGUGUCCUGAACAGUCACACAAUGAGGGAGGUGACCUUACCAGUAAAUUGAAAGCUUUGCAGAUUAAUACAGAGGCGCUAAAGAGGACUGACUAUAUUCAGUGGGAUGAGUAUUUUAUGGCUGUUGCAUUUUUGACUGCAAUGAGAAGCAAAGAUCCUUGCUCUCAAGUUGGAGCUUGUAUUGUUAACAAGGAGAAGAGAAUUGUAGGUGUUGGAUACAAUGGUAUGCCAACUGGUAUAACUGAUGAUGAUUUACCAUGGCGUAAAGAAGCAGAUGACCCACUUGAAACUAAAUACAUGUAUGUUUGCCAUGCAGAGAUGAAUGCCAUUAUGAACAAGAACAGCACAAAUUUAGCUGGAUGCACAAUGUAUGUUGCCCUCUUUCCAUGCAAUGAGUGUGCAAAACUAAUAAUUCAGGCUGGCAUUAAAGAGGUCAUUUUUCUCUCAGAUAAGCAUAUGCAUAAACCUCAGACAGUUGCCAGCAAGUUGAUGAUGGAUAUGGCUGGAAUUUUGUACAGGCAGUACACACCUGUUAAAAAGAAGAUAGCUUUGGAUUUUAUGAUGAAUAAUGGUAUAAGUGGGAAUUCUGUUGAAAAUAUGGAAGACUCUUCCCAGUGCUACACAGUAAAAGGUGAAGAUCCAUCCAUAUUGAUAGAAAGAAAACGAGAUAUUAAUAAGAAACGAGAAGAUUAUUUAGCUUGGGGUGAAUACUUCAUGGCAUUAGCCACGCUGUCAGCUCUUCGAAGUAAGGACCCAUCCACUCAGGUUGGUGCUUGUAUUGUGAAUGACGCUAACAAGAUUGUUGGAAUUGGAUAUAAUGGAAUGCCGCAAGGAUGCUCUGAUGAUGUUCUUCCAUGGGGUAAAAGCAGCCCUGACAAACUUCAAGUAAAAUACAUGUAUGUGUGCCAUGCUGAAGUAAAUGCUGUCAUGAACAAGAACUGUGGUGAUGUGUAUGGAUGCACCAUAUAUGUUGCAUUAUUUCCUUGCAAUGAGUGUGCAAAAAUUAUCAUUCAAGCUGGAAUUAAAAAGAUAGUCUACUUGAGUGAUAAAUACAAGGACCUACCUGAAGUUAUUGCUUCCAAGAAAAUGCUAGAUUUAGUUGGAAUUCCAUAUGUUGAAUACAGUUUGCCAAGAAAGAAAGUUUUGAUCGAUUUUGACACUAUUAACUGGAAUAGCAAACCUUAGAGAUUCUUUGUUGUAAUGUUAUGGACAAGUUUACGUUCUUGUUGGAAAUCAUAUGUAAGUUUAGAUACUAAAAAUUACUAGUAAGAAAGCCUGUAGAUUUAUUUCUUGCGAAUCUUUGGGAACUAAAUAAUUUGUAAGUUAUACUGGUAAAUAUUUGCCUCUGGUAUUAAAAUCAGUUCAUUGAUUAAAGUGUAAAUGAUAAAAAAAAGAAUGUUACCAACAGCAUACUAAUAAUUGACCGGUUUUUUUUCAUCCUUUGUCUAAGAAUAGUACAAAGCUAUAUCAGUAAGAAGCUAGUAUAUCUUAGCAUUAGUUUUUCAUAUAAUUCUGCUUUUGUACUAUAGUUAUUACGUACAGUGCUGUGGAUGUCUGUUAGGUGUUAUUUUAAUGUUGGAAAAUUUGUAUUUAUGGGGACGAUUUUACUUCAUUAUAUGUAUUGUUGAAUGAUUUUAGCUUUAAAUAUUUCUGUUUGUAAUGAUAGCUCUGGAGGUGUAUACCUCAUAAAUCUGUAACUUGCUAUAUUUUGCAUCUUAUUUUAGACUACCAGCCUUUAAUAUUUUAGUUAGUGACUUAAGCAUAAUGACUAUUUGAUUUUCAAAAAAUAAUGUAUAACAGUAAGAAUUUUUAUUGACGUGCUAUUAAAGCAUAUGCAUUUUAGUGUCUGUCAUCUUUGUUAUUUGUGAAGGAAUUCUUUGAAGUAUCCCUUUGGGCCUGGUUGCCUUGCUUUUUAUACUGAAUUUGACAUUUUAUUUUCUCUCCCAUUUCAUAGUCUAAGUUUUUAAACUUAAGUUUGCUUCAUUUUCACUUCUAAUUUAAGAAAUCCUUCAGAGAAGCCUCAUGAACAUUUUAUUAUAAGGUUAUAAAUAGGAUCAAGUGCUCUAUCAUUAUGAAUUAGUUUAAUCAGACCACUAAGUCAAAUGUUUAGACUCGCAGAGCUGGCUUAGUGAAUGUUUUUCUUGAAUGAAGGGUUAAAAUUGUAGCAAAACAAAAUUUUAGUAUUUAGGCACUUUAUAGUCAUUCUUUUUACUGUCACUUUUGUAGGUCAGGUGAUAAAUUGUGGCUCCAUUUAACAGUCUAUGAAAGUGAUAACUUUUAUGAAUUUACCCUACAUAAAUGUAUUAGAUAGUCUCAGAAAAACCUAAUGGGUAAUGUUGAUGCUGUAUUCCAUAUGUUUGAGAAAAUACUUAAAUAUGGAAAUUGUUAUAAAAAAUAUCUGUAGCUGCCUCAUCUUAAAUCCCUAGAUAUUUUGUUAAAAGAUUGUAAUAAUUAUUAGUACUAAAAUAUGCUGUGAUGUAAAAGACUAAUUUCUGGGAUACCUAGUUUUGCAGGGUGUAAUGUUGUAAGAAAAGCUUUGGAGUUUCCCUCUCACAUGAAAGAAUAAGUUGGUAUUGCGACUCCAAAUAAAAUUAGAAUUCGAAUAUUGGUUUUUUUUACACUUUCUGAAUUAGUAAAUGACAGUUAAUUAUGAAAUUUUGUCCCAGAGAUUAUGGAGUAAAGGAAAACAUGACAGCCUUGGAUAAUGUACUAGGUUUUUCACAUUUUUUACAUUUUUUUUUAAAUAUACAUUGUUAGAUAAAAAAUAAUAGUUAAGAAGUUAAAAACAUUCUUGCAGAGAAACUAACUGGACUGAACAACUGUAUCCCUGUAUUUUCUGUUCCUUAGGUUAUUGACAGUCCAAGCAGUAUAAACCGACUGCAAAAAUGGCAGUGUUACAAAUACCCACUAAACUCAGUAGCAAGAUUUGCAGCUGGAACAUAUGAAAAAUAAAGUAAUGCAGCCAAGGCAAAAUUAGAUGCUGUAAAGAACCUUCUAUACUACCUAUUGAGUAUCAUUUAAGUCACACUGUAGACAAAGCCAUUCCAGAAAUGUGUAUGGUAUGUUACCUACUUUUGUUGGUAAGAAGGAUGUUAAGCAAUCCCAGCUGGGAAUAGCCUCCAACUUUAUGUUUGCAAUGCUAGCAUUCAUAUUGGAGGUAGAUAUUUUUCAUAUUUUUGGUAAUUGGGUGUUGUUGCCAUCUUUUAAGGUUUUUGUUGAUGUAUGGAUGAUUUAGGUAACAAAGAUUUCAUGGUCUUGAUUAAAAGAUGGUAUAAACUAUUCAAGAAACAUACUUUCCCCAAGCAUGCAUUAGGUGAAGUUCAGCGCUGUUAUUUCCUUUGGUGGUUGACUUUUCAUUUUGUAAUGAAUGUCACAAGUAAAAAGCAAUGGAGAUUAUAAGUGAACAGCAGCUUUGAUUUUUUCAAACCAGAAAGGCAAUUUGUCUCAUUUUGUGAGCACUGUUAGUAUUCAAUCAAUUUUUGCAUGAUUUUUAUAUUUUACAUUAGGUUUUUGUGUUUUAGGCAACUGUAUACUAAUACAAUACUAUUUGUUUGUUCAUAUAAAACCUAUUUACCAUAGAGAGAUCUCAGUUUUAGUCUGAAUGUUUCCAAAUAGUAUACAAAUUCUGAAAUUUUCAUAAAUGUAGUUUGAACAAGUGUUGCAUGUGUCUAUGGCCCAUUGGUUGGUAGUACCUAUCCUCCUCGUGUUUCUGAAGUCUCCAUAAUGUAAACAUCAGUCGCCAAGUUUUGUUUGGCAGUUUAGGUUCUACAGCAAAUAAAGUGCAAACGACGUCUAUUGUUCUUUGGACUGAUGCUAGUAUGAAAAAGAGAAGAGAAAUGAAAGCAGAUGAUAGCAUGUUCAUGUAUGUUAGGAAGGCCACAGACUAUCAAAUGUCAGUAUGCAUCAGAGAACAUUGGUGUAAAUAUUUUAGAUGGAUGAAUAUCAAACUAUUAGCCAAUCCUUCCACCUUAGCCAUACAUUUUCAAAUUGUUCAGUUGGAUGAUCAUAUGGUAUGUUUUAUAGUGCGUGGCCUGCUUUACAGGAAUCACUGGGACUACUAUUCGUAUGCGCUGCAUGCUGCAUAUUUUGUAAAUUUUGACGUUUUUCUUAUUUUUGUAAUAUUUUUUGCUUCUAUUGUAAAUGUGGAUUAUUGUACUUUGCACCUGUUGUAAGAUGACACCUAUCUGUAUAGACCAAACCCCUUUUACUUUACAUCCUGUGGACUACAGCAUGUAAGCAGAUAAUGCCAGGGUUAUGGUCAUGCAUCAAUGUUUUAAGUUCUGCACAAGAUCGAAGACCUAAGCAGUUCCACUGAAGGAUGUCGAAUGAGAAGGUUAUUUAUUUUUUGAGGUUGGAGCUCCUUGUCUUUUCCUGCUUAUGAUUGGAUGAAAUUUUAUUUGAUUCACUAGGUCUUGUUAAUUUUUUACGUGAUCCACCUCCUGAGAUGUGGUCUGAGGGAGAUUGAUUAUCUAAUUUUGAGUGGUUCUUUGGAUCUGACUGACAUGUCGAUUUGGACACAAAUUUCUACAUCCAUCAAGUGAGCAUCUUGCUCUGUACUGGACAGAAUUGAUUGACACUACUGGUGGACAACAGGUAGAACUUAUUGAGUCGGGUGAAGUUUUUGCAUCAGAACAUGAUGCAGACAAUGCCAAUUUUUCAGAGGCUGUGAGGUUAGCAAUGGCUUUGAUGGAACAUCUAGAUUUUCAUUCUUGUUUGCAGUCUCAACUACCUGUCUGUCUUGGAAGGUCUGUAGACUUCGUUUCUGGGUCAUUCUAUUUUUUAUUCGUUGCUCCUUAGGUGUUGUCUUAGCAGGUAUCCUAUCUUCGGUAGCAGAUGAUGUAAACUUAGUGUCUCGUUCUGUUGCUGCAGACACUGUGACUAAGGAAGCUGAAGGUUUAGAAGGAGUUGGAUUUUGAUUAUUUUUUGUAAUUAUUUUUCUUGCAGUUUCCUUCUUUUCUUUAAGUUUCAUAUUUUAUAUUGCUGUUGCAUAUGAACUGUUUUCUUUUCUGUUUGCGCCUAAUAUUUGUCUUUUGGCGCUACCAAAUCCGCAGUUUCCACUACUUCCUUUUCAAAUUUCUUCCUUGGGCACUCUUUCAAAGACGGUGAAUGCUCGCCAUCACACAAAAAGCAGAACAAAUCUUUUAUGGCAUGUGGUAUUUGGUUCAUGAUUGUCUGAGCAUCUGUGGCUCAGUUGGCUCUUCAGACAAUAUUCACUUAAAUGGCCAUACUCAAAGCAUCUUCUACAUUAUUUUGAAGAUGGUUUAAAUCUUCUGACUCACAUUCUUACAUGGUCUCCAAAGCUAAUAUAGUCAGGGAGGUACUCUGAGGAGAAGUUUAUCAAAAUGUCAUUAUUCGUUCUGUUAAUUUUCUUGACUUGAUAUUACAUUUGGGGGACUUCUGCUUAAUAUUUUGUUGUCUAUUAAACCAAAUAAAUCUUUAGAGUGUAUUACUCCUUUAGUGUGAUUGAAUGAUUUAUGAGGGGAUACUGAGGCUAUAUUUGAUUUUUGAGAUGGCAGAAAAGCCUGUAACAGUCUGCUUUGUAUUAUAUUCUUAGCUUUAACACGAAUGCUCCGUCCGUAUUUUUUUAUAUUAUUAGGAGG
Molecule: messenger RNA, 5895 nt
Organism: Macrobrachium nipponense
Lineage: Eukaryota; Metazoa; Arthropoda; Malacostraca; Decapoda; Palaemonidae
Exons: 9
Coding region: 284-1480 (398 amino acids)
Cellular component (GO): cytoplasm
Molecular function (GO): hydrolase activity; zinc ion binding
Source: RefSeq, a predicted model, not a curated record